Messenger RNA from Venturia canescens, 1270 nucleotides. RefSeq lists its product as uncharacterized. Lineage: Eukaryota; Metazoa; Arthropoda; Insecta; Hymenoptera; Ichneumonidae. Gene Ontology annotation, biological process: mitotic G2 DNA damage checkpoint signaling. The record is from RefSeq and is a predicted model, not a curated record. The transcript has 2 exons. Gene Ontology annotation, cellular component: nucleus. Bases 55 to 1023 code for a protein of 322 amino acids. Gene Ontology annotation, molecular function: chromatin binding.
GCAGCCGCGUUUUCGCGCCAGCUUCCGAAAAGCUAUAAUAAUAAUAAUAAUAAUAUGAUAAUAGAAAAAUUGUAUCAAUUAUUGAAUCGAGUAAUUGUUUACAUCGUUAAGAGGUUGGUUCGAUUUUCUUGUGGUCGAAGAAUUUACGAAAUUUCGUCUACAAUGCCACAAAAAUUGCACGUGUUGCGUUGCUAUUCUUGUAAAAUGUUUCAGGUGCAAAUAGUAAAAAAAGUGCCGAAAUGGCAGUGCAGGAUGUGCAACGAGAAGCAAAUGACUCAAGUCGUUUAUUUCCAAGGCUCUGGUGCAGAGUGCAGAAAAUAUGUGCAGACCCAAAACCUAAAAAACAUUGAAGGAAAAGAAUUGGCGGUGAUCGAUGCUUGGGGCUUUGACUGCGAGGUGGACGAACAUUCCCAAGACUCCUGUGACUGCAGUGAGAGAAAAUUGAUGGCUGAAAAAUUGACCUCGUUUUUGACCAGCGAUGAGCACGAGUUGAAAGAAAAUUCAGAACUUUUACAGUCUUCAAAACGCCAGAAAUUAAAUAGUGGAAGCAAGCUCACAAUGAGUUUGCCGGACACGGAUUUGUGUAGCUCGAACAAGUGGCAAAGAAAGUCUCGAACUUUUCCAAUCACAAAAAAUAAAUUUGACCGUCCUAACAAGUACAACAAAUUUUUAGAGCCUCAAAGAGUUCAUGAGGUCAAUGAAGAAAAAUUUGAGGGAAAUUAUUCUCCAAAAGAAAAAUCGCCAAACUUUUCGGACACGGAACAUCAAAAUUCACCCAUUAAAGAUCCCAGUGGUUCAAAUUCACUCUCAAACUCAAUCAGCCCUAAAAACAGCCUCGAAAGUCGUGCAAAUGACCUUCAAAACAAUGCUGAGCCCAUGGACCAAAAAAUUGAAACCUGUGAAGGCUUAAUCUCAAGUCAAGUUGACGAAUCAUCUAAUAGCUCACGGUCUCCGUUUCAAGGCAUCGUUGCCAACUUGUUUGAGGAUCUGGACCACGAUUCGGACUUUGAACUCGAUUUUUAGAGCACAAAAAUUUUAAUUACUGUAUUUAUAUUUUUAUUGUAUUCAUUUCACUUGAUUACCAUUCAUUUGUUUUAACCUCACUUUUCAUUCAAAUUUUCCUGGGAGAACAAGCUUUCUCUUGAUUAUUUUUCAUUAUUUAUUUUGUACAAGAAGUUCCUAUGAGUAGGAGAGUCGGACUGCAAUUUCUCGAAGGAAUUGUAUCAGAAUCCAAAAAAUGUGAUAAUAAAAAAUGUGUGAUAAGUUUUUA